GACUUGGACAUGCUCCACUCUAUGGCAUCCCAACUUCGCAGGUUCCAAGCCAUUCGCACAUGGGUUCACACCCCCCCCCGGCUAGCAGCCCCUACGCCACUCGAACUACUUCGUUUUGCCCCCCUUUGGCUUCAGCAAGUUGGCGGAAGGUGGAUUCCAUGGCUCAUGGCAUACUAGAGUGGCCAAUCCUCAGACUUGUGGCCAGUAGUAUCCUGAACUCUAACUCUCAUCAUUGGCCCUCGCUAGCCUUCGUAUUCGACUCAUGGAUAAUGUCAUUGUUUGUGAGCAGCUAGAGGCGCUGCUACGAAGUCUCCCUUAGCGAGAUCGAUUAGUCUAUUUUUGUGAAAUGGGAUGAAAAUUUUUAAGGAGGUCUGAUGAUGAAGUACCCACGGAUCUUCGUCUCCAAUUUAAAGCUAAGAACAGGUACAGCAUUGAGUACCGUCAACUGUGCCUGUUGUUUACUUCACACUCGUUUUUGAAUUACUGAAGCUCUUCGGAGUAUUACUCACAAGAAAUCAUGGCUCACCCUGCCCAAUGCUGCCUCCCCAGGUUCAGCCCUCCCUCCCGCGGGCCCAGACGACCAGUGUCAAUGAGAGUCAGGACGGCUCCAUCACAAAAUCUGGAGUUACUGGCUGCCUGGCGCCGGGAGGAAAUCCACUCCCUUCUUCAAACCGCGUGGGCCCUCCUCCUCUACCGCUACAUCGGAUCCAAAGACGUUUGCUUCGGCUAUCAAUAUCUUGAUGGCCCUGACACUACAGAUCCGUUGACCUUCAGUCUUACCAUUAACGAAGAUGACUCUCUUCGUGAAAUCCAAAGUAUAGUCGCAGGCAGAAGUGCUUUGCCUCGAGAUUUUGGUGCAGACACAGAGUCUCGUCUGGCCCAUGAUGGCUACAUGUUAUAUAAUACCAUCCUGAUGAUACGCAUCUGCUGUGAUUCGUCGAAUGGCAUCGGAAACACUUCUCUACAGCCAGUUUUGGCUAUGACGCUCCCGGAUAAGGCCCGCGUCAGACUCCAUGUGAAAAUCCUGGAGAACGACAUAAGCAUGUUCUUGGAAUCCUGGAACGAUGAGGUUUCCACGGAGCAAAUGAAAAGCAUCGCUAGUUACUUCGAGAGAACCAUAUCGCAAAUCCUGUCCGGAGAGGACAUCGCGGUGGAAGCGUUAAAUCAAUUCUCGGAACAGGACUGGUCCCGAGUUUGCCAAUUUAACGCAGCGAUUCCAGAAAAGCACGAUCGUUGUAUUCACGAGAAGAUCCAGGAACAGGCGCUCAUUCGACCCGACAGCGAGGCUGUAUGCGCUUGGGAUGGGAGUUUGACGUACCGCGAAUUGGACCACUUCGCUUCCCGGGUUGCUUUUCAUCUCCAGGCGCAGGGAGUUGGGCCUGAAGUCCGUGUUGCUCUUUGCUUCGACAAAUCCAAAUGGAACAUCGUCGCAGUGCUGGGAGUUCUGAAAGCCGGAGGUGCCUUCGUGCCUCUUGAUCCGACGCAUCCAACGUCCCGUCUGCAGUCUUUAGUAAGAUCGGUACAGGCGAAAAUCUUGAUAUGCUCCAGAAAACACGAAGACAACCUGAAAGCCGUUAUGGAGAGCAUCAUGCCAUUGGAUGAGCAUAGCAUGAAGGAGCUUCCGGCUCUCUCUGAAGAGAGAGAGCUUUCAACAGAAGUGAAAGGCCACCAUGCAGCCUAUGUGAUAUUUACUUCUGGCUCUACUGGAGAGCCUAAGGGUACUUUAAUAGAGCACAAUGCAUUCGCGUCUGGCGCAGCCGCCCACGCACCUCGGCUUCGUAUGAGCCACGAUGCAAGAGUAUUGCAAUUUGCUGCACAUACUUUUGACGCGAGUCUCAUUGAUAUCUUGACAACAUUGAUACAGGGCGGCUGUAUCUGUGUGCCCAGUGAGGAGCAGCGAUUGAACGAAAUUGUCCAAGUCAUCAACGAAAUGCGUGUGAACCAUGCUUCUUUGACGCCGACCUUUGUUGAUUUCGUCGACCAGUCAAAGGUGCCAGGGUUGAAAACACUGGUUCUAGCUGGAGAGGCAAUGUCUCAGUCGCACUUGAACACAUGGUCUAAGAUUGAGCUUAUCAAUGCCUUUGGCCCCACUGAAUGCUCCGUUGCAGUAGCCGCGAACAAUAAGAUGACGCGGUUUUCAGACUGCAGAGACAUUGGUCUUCCCAUUGGGGUUCGCCCCUGGUUAGUAGACCCCGAGGACCAUGACAAGCUUGUUCCCGUCGGUUGCGUGGGAGAGAUGAUCCUUGAAGGACCUACGCUUGCCCGAGGCUAUAUCAACAACCCGGAAAAAACUGCAGAAGUCUUUAUCCAUAAUCCAGUUUGGGCGAAGAGUGAGGAUGAAACCCACUCGGACCGAAGAUUCUACAAAACUGGUGACCUGGUAAGAUACAAUUCCGAUGCUGGCUCGCUGACAUACAUAGGAAGAAAAGACACCCAAAUCAAGCUCCACGGACAAAGGAUUGAACUAGGGGAGAUUGAAGAUAAUCUUAAUACCGACCCCGCCGUUAAAAACUGCCUGGUUUUCCUUCCCAAGUCGGGAUUUUACCAGGGCAAAUUAGUGGCUGUGCUAUCCUUGUCUACAGACGUGGACUCUCAGUCGGAAUCGGAUGAAGUACCUCUCAGGAUCCUCGAACAUUCGAAGAAAACGGCGGCUGUUACCGAUAUCCGUCACCGUUUAUCAUCAAGAUUACCGACAUACAUGAUUCCCAGUGGAUGGCUAUGUGUUGAGUCCCUGCCUCAGCUUGCAUCUCGGAAGCUUGAUCGAAAGGCCACUGCAAGCUGGGUCGCGGGCAUGGAAGAAGACCCGGAUCGUGACCUAGCGAAACUUGGCGACUCUUCGAACCAAGAGGUCAUUCGGUCCACAAAUGUGACGGAAGAUCGACUGGCUUCCAUCUGGAGUCGCAUCCUCAACAUACCUAAAGGCCAAAUCAGUCUCGACGAAAGUUUUUUGGCUCUAGGCGGAGACUCCAUCGCUGCGAUUACUUGCAUGGGGACUUGCAAGAAGCAGGGUCUUGGAGUCACAGUUCAACAAGUGCUCCAAAGCAAAUCUAUUCGGGCUUUGGCAACACAUGUUACUGAGAUCAGUCAGCCUACCGUGUAUGAGGAAACGAUCGAGGAGCCAUUUGGGCUUUCGCCAAUCCAGAAACUUCAUUUUAAAGUGCGGAAGGAGGGUCAGGGAUACUUCAAUCAAGGCGUUCUUACCCGCCUGAACCGGCCCAUCAGCGAUGGUGAACUUUGCCGUGCAAUCGAAACCCUCAUCAAACGCCAUUCUAUGCUUCGUACCCGUUUCACGGACAUGGGCGCUGAGGCUGGAGUGCGACAGCGCAUCACCGAGGAUAUUGUUGGGUCCUACCGCUUCCGCUCACACAGUGAAACCAGUGAAGAUGAAAUCCAACAGGCCAUUUCGAGUAGUCAAUCGUGUAUCAAUGCAUUCGCCGGCCCAAUGAUGGCAGCUGAUAUCUUCCGAGUCAGUGGAACUGACAAUGUCCUCUCGAUGACUGCUCAUCAUUUAGUGGUUGACAUCGUUUCGUGGAGGAUUAUCUUGGAGGACUUGGAGGAGCUUUUGCUUAACCCGAGCGAAGAUCUGUCCCAAAGUGGCUCCCUUCCCUUCCAAACUUGGUCUCAAUUACAGGAGGCGCAAUCCCGCGAGGUCAAAACCACGGACCAGGCUGAACUAGACAAAAUUUCUGCCCCUGAUUUUGCUUACUGGGGACUGGAGAAUAACCAAACUACGUACGGAGAUGUGGAUUGCGAGACCUUCGAAAUGAGCCCAGCAGACACCCACGCCCUUCUGAUGGAGUGUCAUAAAAGCCUCGGAACUGAACCAAUUGACAUUUUCCUGGCGUCACUUCUCUACGGUUUCCGAAAAGCGUUUACCGAUCGAUCACUGCCUGUGAUCUACAACGAAGGCCACGGAAGAGAAGUUUGGGAUCCCACGAUGGACAUUUCGCGUACCGUCGGCUGGUUUACCAUCCUGCAGCCCAUGUUGAUUUCGAAUAUUGCUUUGGAUGACCCUGUCGACGCUGUCAUCCAAGUUAAAGAUCUCCGGCGCCAAGUUUCAGACAAUGGACGACAAGACUUCACCCGCCGCGUCCUGGCAGGGGGUCCACAAAAGUGCGGCCACCACGGGCCCAUGGAGAUCUCGUUUAACUAUGUCGGUCAGCAUCGAGACCUGCAGCGGAAAGAUGGCCUAUUUCAGCUCAUGAAUCAGAUGGCUGGAGAGACUGGCCGGGGCGGAGGUGCUGCUGAUUUUGGUGAAGAGACUCCUCGGUUUGCGCUUUUCGAGACAUCAGCACUUGCCGUACAUGGACGGUUGCGCUUCAGCUUCUCUUUCAACAGGUACAUGAAACAUCAAGACCUGAUCCGGAACUGGGUCGCAUCCUGCCAUGAUACCCUGAAAUACCUCGGAGACAAACUGCAGUCUCUAGAGCCCAGACCCACACUAAGCAGUUUCCCACUGCUGUCGCUCAACUAUGAAGAGCUGGAUACAAUCCUAUCGAGAAAACUCCCCAGUGUCGGAAUACACUCUCCCGAUCUGGUGGAAGAUAUCUACCCCUGCUCGCGCAUGCAGGAGGCUAUACUACUCAGUCGCUCUCGUGAUGAUGGUCUCUACGCUGUUCAUGAUACCGUGGAAGUGAAAUGUUGGGAGGGCAAACCGGAUGCCAAUCGCUUGAGCCUCGCGUGGCAAAAGGUGGUUUCUAGACACCCGAUGCUACGAACAAUUUUCGUGGAAAAUUUCACCAGCAAGAAUCUGUUUUGUCAAGUCGUUCUGAAGGAAUUCGAUGCCCGACCCAGUUUCGUGAAGUGCUUGAGCGAUGGUGAUGUGCUCGCAACCCUAGACCGCCAACAGCCGAUGAAUUAUCACGAGCACCGACCAUCCCACAGGCUUACUAUCUGCGAAACAGCAAAUGGUAGGUUAUUCUGCAGAAUUGAGAUGAGCCAUACCUCGAUGGAUGGCUCGUCCAUUUCCUUGAUCCUUCGGGAUCUGCAGUUGGCAUACAGCGAAAAGCUAGAUGAUCAUCAGCCAAUGUUCAAGAAUAUCAUUGACUACCUCCAAAACACUCCUCAGCAGGACACCAUCGACUACUGGUGCUCCUAUCUGUCAAAAUUCAAGCCUUGUCAUCUACCCGUGCUCACCGAUGGAGUUUCUACUCCUAAGCAGCUCAAAACCAUGCGGUUGAAUUUUGAACCACUUGGAGAACUUCAAAGAGUGUGUGAACAAAAUGGAUUGACCUUGUCGACUGCAUUUAGCACAGGUUGGGGUCUUACACUCAAGUCCUUCUGCAAUACCGAUGAAGUUUGCUUUAGCUACAUGACAUCGCUCAGAGAUUUGCCUGUCGAAGACAUCGAGUCGGUUGUUGGCCCCGUCAUCAGCUUGCUAGCUUGUCGGAUGAACACCUCGGGUAGCAUCCCACUGAAAGAGGCCUUGAAUCAGGUUCAGAAUAAUUACAUGGAGCAGCUGCCUUACAAAAAUGCCUCGCUCAUCGACAUUCAGCACGCUUUGAAGUUAUCAGAGACCUUGUUCAACACUGGAAUCUCUUUCAGAAAGCUUCCGAGCUUCAAGAAUUCGCCCAGAGAGGCAAUUGAGUUCGAAGAGCUUGGAUCGAUUCAUGACCCGGCCGAAUUUCCGGUAUUCAUCAAUGUUGAAGUGGCGGACGAUGAAGUUCGCCUGGACAUGAACUACUGGACAACGGCCUUGUCGGAUGGCCAAGCACAGAGUGUCGCUCGCACCUUCCUCAAACACCUCGAAAACAUCGUUUAUUUCCAGGACAAGGAGCUCGGUCUCUUAGACGGGAUGAGCGAUUGGGCCCAGAACCAAAUCGCAAAGUGGAAUGACAGCGUACCGAUGGUAGCUGAUCAGUCUAUCCACGAACUUCUUGACGAGAAGGCUAAGUUGCAACCGAAUGCUCUAGCCCUUGUGGACGGAGAAGGCAGCAUUACAUACGCUAAGAUCAAUGAACUGUCUUCAAUCCUAGCGACCUACUUGAUCAAGCUUGGUGUUAGCGCUGGGUCUUUGGUUCCGAUCGAUUUUGCGAAUUCGAGUUGGCAAAUUGUCUCCGUGUUAGCUGUGCUCAAAGCAGGUGGACUCUGUGUCCCAAUGAGUGGAGGUUGCAUACAGAACACCGAUCAAUGGCUUAUCGACAACGGAGUGCAAGUUGCUCUUGCAACUCCCACCAGGGCACAUGUGCUCGAGGGUACUGUCCCAUAUGUUAUCCCUGUGGGAGCUUCUCUCUUCCAACAUCUUCCAAGCUUGAACGAGGAGUUCCAAUUUUCCAUCGACUCGUCGAAUAAAGCUUAUGUGGUUUUCACUUCGGGAGAAACUUCGACGCCUCGACCUGUUGUCCUCUCACACAGGACUAUCCUCGCAAGGGCAAAGGCAUUAGCUUCAGCCCUUUGUAUAGAUGAGAAGACACGGUUCCUGCAAUUUUCUGCAUACACAUCUGACAUGUUCAUUGAGGAGAUCUUCAGUGUACUUCUUCAUGGUGGAUCCCUUUGUAUCCCACCCGACAACUCUCUCGAGAACCUUUCAGUGUCGAUCAAGGCGUUACACGUGAAUUGUAUUAGCCUGACGCCAACUAUCGCUUCCUACUUGCAGCCAUCGGACGUUCCAGAGGUCAAAUCUCUCGCAUUGUUCGGGGAAGCUCCGCUGAAAAGGCUGACUGAAGCUUGGUCGCCCAAAGUUCAAGUGCAUACCUUCUACGGUACAGCCGAGAGCUCUUCAAUGUCCAUUCACAAAUCAAUUACCGAUGCUUCGAUGAAUGAGUUGCUCAUUGGAGCAAGCAAUGGUUGCUUGGCCUGGAUUGUUGACCCCAGUGACCAUGAUUCUCUUGUUCCUAUAGGAUGCACUGGUGAGCUCGUGCUAGAGGGGCCUGUUGUUGCCGAAGGCUACUUGAAUGGGGAGAAGGAAUCAGCAGGAAACUUUAUCGUGAAUCCUAAAUGGCUUAUCGCUCUCCAGAAAAGCACCGGGAACAGCGACGACGCGACCCCUGACCAGGCAAAAGAGCCUCGACGGAUGUUCAAGACGGGAGAUUUGGCUCGUUACAAUUCAGAUGGGUCGCUUGUUUUCAUGGGAAGAAAGUCAAAGGUGACUGCAUCACCAUCUCAGGCGCAUAUGUGGCAGAUGGAACAGCGCAUCAAUGCAUUCUUCCCACCUGAGUACCGCUGCGCUGUGGAGAACCUCGAGCUCCAGCAGGAAUAUCCUAAUUGCUCAGCUGUCUUCGUACUUUCCAUGAACGACAACAGUACCGCUGUUGGCGAUAGCCGAGCGCUAAUUUCUGGAGCAUCUCCUCAGUUCCACGACAUUGUCGCAAAGCUUCAUACUCAUCUUUCACAGACUUUGCCUUCGAAUCAGAUCCCGAACUUUUAUUUCCCAGUCUCUCAAACACCCUUGAACCGAAUGGGUAGACUCGAUCGCCAAACACUGAGGAAAUCUGCACGGAGCCUCUCCGAUGAUGCUCGACUGGAAUUCAAUUUCAGUAAAUUCAAUGAGUUUUGGCGAGGCACACUGGCCAACUCUGCGCCCAGCCAAUUUCCUUCGGCUUCCACUCGCUCACAAACUUCUGCUAGCAAAUCCAGCCAGACAACUACAUCUUGGUCAGAGACUGCGAAAUUGAGUUUUGGGUCGAAGACCACUAUUCUUGCCGCAUGGGCUCUAACUGUCUACGGUUAUACCUCGUCUGAGGAUGUUUGCUUUGGAGAAUUGCUCUUGGGGCAGGACAAGAGUGCGACAAUAGUUCCUCGGCGAUUAAUUGUCGACGAGGCAACCACCAUUGGAGACUUCCUGAUUGCUACGCAGCAAGGCCUAGCCGCGGCAGAGCUUUUCCAAAAGGGAGGGCUUCAGCGAAUCUACAAUCUCAACGGGGACACCGCGCGCGCAUCCAACUUUCGAAACCUGGUUUUGGUGUCGAACAACUGUGGAGGACAGACGAGUUGCCAAGAACAAUUCAAAGAUAACUCAGCGCUGAACGAUGCGUCUCAUUCUUACCCUCUGGUGCUGUGCGUCACUAUUGGCGAAGAAGGUAUUGAAUGCAGCUACCGGUUUGAUGAAGAGACAAUCUCCGCUGCGCAAGUCGAUCGAAUAAUGGCUCGAUUUGGAGAUUAUUUCAAUUUUCUGAACUCGGAAUCCAAGAAGAAAGACCCAAUCAGUUCAAUGGCAAUCCACGACGAGCAGAAUGCUUAUUCUAUCACCGCAGACAUGGACUACUGGAAGGAAUAUCUGUCUGAUGUUGAACCAUGCAUUUUCCAUGCUUUACCCGCAAAGACACAUCGCGAUGGCUUCGGCUCUACUGAGCUGGAAAUUGCCUCUACAUCCGAUAUGCGUGCAUUCUGCCAAGGCGCUCAAGUGGACACCAAUGUGUUCCUUCAAGUCGUUUGGGGCUUGGUUUUGAGAUGUUUCACAGGCCUGCAGGAUGUCUGCUUCGGAUAUAGCUCUUCUGGCCAGGAAUCAAUCCAACACUCUGACUCUGCAGUUGUUAUGACUUGUAGGCUACGGCUUAUGGACCAUGUCAAAAUUGAAGAAGCUGUUCAAUCAAGACAGCGAGAAUUCAAGCAGAUGCUGCGUCAUCCUCUCCCUUUGAGCGAGGUUCAACAGGAACUCGGAAUUGCUGGCACCGCCCUUUUCAACACGAUCUUUAGCUCCAACGAAACAGGAGCGGUCUCUACUGAAACGCUCGAAUCGAGUAAUUACAUGAUCUCCAUUCACGCAGAAGUCACAGAAUUGGCGGGAAAGGUGUUCUUCACGUAUCAAAAGAGCGCAUUAUCAGAUGACAGCAUUGCCAACAUCAUUGACUGUUUCGGCCAAACUAUUGAUUCUGCUAUCAGUAUUGGCAAAAAUGGCACUGUUGGUGAGGUUCAAUUUUUCAACAAUGCUUCGUGCCAGAAGCUUCUCGAAUGGAAUUCCAGACUGUCCGAGCGACCCGACAAGUGUGCACACGAGAUCAUUGGCCAACAAGUUCUGGAACGCCCAUCAGAACUGGCUAUCUGCUCUUGGGAUGGGGACUUCACCUACGCCAAGGUGGAUGACUUGUCUACUAGGCUUGCAAGCCACCUCAGACGCCUGGGUGUCAAGCCUGAGGUAUUCGUGGCAAUGUGUUUUGAGAAGUCCGCCUGGGCUAUUAUAGCGCAACUGGCUGUCCACAAAGCAGGAGGAGCAUUUGCGUCUAUGGACCCUAGCCACCCGGAAAGCCGACUCAAAGGAUUAGUUGAUGACAUCGGUGCUAAGAUCAUCCUGUGUUCCUCCAAGUACCUGGACAAAGCCUCCAAGAUUUGUGGUACUCCAUUUUCCGUUUGCGAAGAAAGCAUUAAGCAACUUCCGGAUCCGACCCCUCUUGACCCAGCCUUAAAUCCGACUGUCGACAAUGCAGCAUAUGUCAUCUUCACAUCUGGAACGACAGGAAAGCCGAAGGUGACGGUGCUUGAGCAUGUUGGACUUGCGUUAGGCUGUACUGCGUUCGCCAAGCCGCUUAACUUCAGCUCAAACACUCGCAUGCUCCAAUUUUCAAGUUUUACCUUUGAUAUCAGCGUCCUCGAGACACUUGUUGUCCUCAUGGUUGGUGGCUGCAUCUGUAUGCCAUCUGAUGAGGAGCGACUGAAUGACCUGCCUGGAAUGAUUCGGAGAAGCCAAGCCAACACCACAUGUUGUACUCCGUCUAUCAUCAACACUCUAGAUCCCAAGAGUGUUCCUGGGCUGACCACCAUUGCUUGCGGUGGAGAGAAAAUGAUGGAAAGCCAUAUUGAACGCUGGGCGGACAGGUGUGUUAUCAAUGCUUAUGGACCCUCGGAAGCAACUAUCGUCGUUACGUCAAGCAUGAAGGUCAACCAAGAAGGAAAGCGUCUAGAUGUCGACGGCAGUUCAAUCGGCACUGCUAUGGCGGGUAGAACGUGGAUCGUUGACCCCAACAAUCAUCACCGUCUUCUUCCGGUCGGUGCCAUCGGAGAGCUCGUCCUAGAAGGCUGCAACGUUGCCCGAGGAUACCUCAACAAUGAGCAAAAGACGAAACAAGUUUUUAUCCGUGAUCCUGAAUGGACCAAGCAUGAUGGUUUGAAGAGUAUCCUUGAUAGAAGGGAUCGCAUGUAUCUCUCUGGAGACCUUGUUUAUUACAGCCCUGAUGGCACGAUCCAGUUCAUCUCACGCAAGGACACUCAAAUCAAGCUUAAUGGCGUCCGCAUUGAAGUGGAGGAAAUCGAGCAACAGUGUAUCUCGUAUCUGUCUCCAGAUACCCAGGUGGCUGUUGAUGUCAUUAAUCCAAAGGAGAAAACGAUGGCAAAGUGUCUGGGAGCCUUUUUCACCGUGGAGGAACAAGAUUUCAAUCCGAGCACGGCUUCCCAGCUCCUGAUGCCUAUGACCGAGACAAUUACUGAGACUGUGAAAGCCCUCCAAGCCUCUUUGCGAGAAUCUCUGCCAUUGGCUAUGAUGCCGAAGCUUUUCUUUCCCCUGCGACGUUUACCCUUCUCUUCGACUGGCAAGCUCGAUCGCAAAGGCCUUCGUGUGAUUAUUGAUUCCCUGUCCAAGGAACAAUUCCAAAGCUAUACCAGCAUCAAUGGGACCGCCAAGCAGGUUUCCCAAGGUGGAGUUGCAGGGGAGCUUCAGGGUCUGUGGGAGAAGGCCCUUGGUCUUGCGCCGGGCUCUGUUGGCGCCGAAGACAGUUUUUUCGGACUUGGUGGUGACUCUUUCUCGGCCAUGAAACUUGUUGGUGUUGCGCAUUCUCAUGGAAUCUCACUCACCGUGGCCGACAUUUAUGCCAACCCAGUUUUGACCGACAUGGCAAAGUGCUGUGGAAUGUCAGAACAGGAGACAGUCGACACUAACGUGCAGCCUUUCAGUCUGCUAUCUGAUUCGGUUCCUCGUGAGGAGAUUUUAGCGGAUGUUUCUGAACAGUCUUCGGUCCCGCAAAAGAUGGUAUCCGAUAUUUACCCCUGCAGUCCGGUGCAGGAGGGUCUUCUUACAUUGUCCAUCAAGCAACAAGGAGCAUACAUUGCCCAGCCUGUCUUUGAACUCGCGGAAGGUCUUGAUAUCGAGCAGUUCAAGGCCGCCUGGCAAGAGACCGUGAAUCAACUGGAUAUUCUUCGAACGCGUAUUGUUCACACAGACUCUAUGGGUUUUGUUCAAGCAGUGCUCAAGAAAGAAAUGAUCUCUUGGACCGUUGCAGACACAGUUGAAGAGGUCCUAGAUGGCGCUUUUGGAUUGUCGAAUCAUAACGGAGGCCAGCUGGCCAGUUAUGCGAUUGUCCAAUCUCAGACAUCCACGGCACAAGAGAUCUACUCAAAUGCGUCGAGCAAGACCACAACGCUCCCUUACAAGAAUUUCAUCAGCUACCUUGAGGAUAAGGACAUGUCCAAGUCGGAUGAAUUCUGGGAAUACCAGCUUUCAAACCUCUCUUGCUCUCCAUUCCCGCAAAACAAGUCAACCUCGCCAGAUGCUGUGCGGGUGGGCAACCGACAUCACAGCAGCAUUGGAAUCUCCCGACCUCAAAAUACUUUGGGAUUGACGCUUCCUGAGAUCAUUCGUGCUGCCUGGGCCAUUGUGGUAUCCGUUCACACUAGCUCCGAAGAUGUCUGCUUUGGUGAGACUUUGAUGGGCAGAAACAUUAGCCUUGCAGGCGUUACCGAUAUCGCCGGACCUGUUCUUACUACAGUUCCGACGCGUGUCCAAGUCUAUAAUGAUACUCUGGUCACCCAAUACCUGCAGAAGGUCCGUGAAUUGACCACCGUGACCAUUCCCCAUCAGCAUUCGGGACUGCAGCGCAUUCGGAAGCUCAGUAGUGAUGCGUCAAUCGCUUGCGAUUUCCAAAAUCUUCUAGUAAUUCAAUCAGAGGAAGGAGCUCUUGACAGCUCUAUCUGGGCCUCUGGAAAUGGGCAAACUAGUGGAGACUUUUUUACUCAUCCACUUACUGUUGAGUGCAAGAUCAAGGAAUCUGGUCUGGGCAUUACGCUUCAUCAUGACGAGGUUGUCCUAGACAGCUGGUUGGCUGAACGACUUAUCCACCAAUUUGGUUAUGUUCUCGAGCAGUUGCUUACGGUUUCCAAUGACGAUACUCGCAAGGUUGGUGAGCUUGAGCUGCUCAGCGCUUUUGAUAAGAAGGAAAUUUCCCUGUGGAACCAAAGAGACGUUCCUGCCGUUGAAAGAUGUGUCCACGACAUCAUCAAAGCGAACUGCUCGGCCCAACCGAAGGCCAAGGCCGUUCACGCUUGGGACGGCGAGCUUUCCUACAAGGAACUAUAUGAUCUUGCGUCAACAUUUGCGAACUAUCUCAGUUCUCGUGGAGUUGGACCGGAGACGUUGGUACCUAUCUGCAUGGACAAAUCUCUUUGGGUUAUUGUUUCUAUACUUGGUGUCCUCAUUGCUGGUGGAGCUUAUGUCCCAUUGGACCCAUCUCAUCCGACGUCAAGGCACAGUGAAAUUUUUGAAGAAGUUGACGCCCGUGUCAUCCUUUGCUCUCCGCAAUAUCGCAAACGCUAUGCAGGACUCGUCAAGACCAUCAUCCCUGUUAGCAAGGAGACCAUAAGAGCCUAUGGUGCUUUAACCACCGAGACCAGAACCUCCCGCAAGGCUCAGCCAUCAAAUAUGGCAGUUUCAAUUUUCACGUCUGGCAGUACAGGCCGACCCAAGGGAAUCAUUCUUGAGCAUCGGGCUCUUGCCAGCAGCGGCCUGGCUUUUGGUCCUGUGGUGGACAUGAACCAGAACUCCCGGUCCUUCCAGUUUGCGUCGCUUGCAUUUGAUGCGGCAAUUCUGGAAACCCUCGUAACUUUGAUGCAUGGUGGUUGUAUCUGCAUCCCCAGCGAAGAGGAGCGGUUGAACGAUGUUGUCGGCGCCAUCCAGCGCAUGGGCGUGACCUGGACUUUCUUGACUCCUUCUAUCGCCAGCAUUAUUGAACCUUCAACUGUGCCAUCCCUGGAGGUCCUUGUGUGCGGUGGAGAAAAAUUAUCACGCGAAGUGAUUACCAAAUGGGCUCACGGUGUCAGACUCAUGAAUGGAUACGGUCCGACAGAGACCACCAUUUUUGCCGUGAUCAACCCAGAGGUCUCUCCCAGCACGGAUGCCGCUUGCAUUGGCAACGGUAUUCCCUGCACUUUGACCUGGAUUGUGGAUCCUGAAAACCACGAUCGACUCUCCCCCUUGGGUGCCAUUGGUGAGUUAGCUUUGGAAGGCCCUGCUCUUGCAAGAGAAUAUCUCCGAAACCCCGAAAAGACAGCAGAGGCCUUCGUAACAGAACCAGCUUGGAUGAAGAGCUCUGCCCACUCACUACCCUCACCUCGAAGAAUCUACAAAACGGGCGAUCUUGUCAAAUACAACCCAGAUGGCUCGAUCGUGUGCAUUGGUCGCAAAGACCAUCAAGUCAAGCUUCACGGACAGCGCAUGGAACUCGGAGAGAUUGAGCAUCGUCUGCAUGAGGACCCUCGAGUUCGUCAUGCUAUCGUGAUUAUGCCCGCAAAGGGUCUCCUUCGGCAGAGACUGGUCACUAUCAUGUCCAUGGAGUCACUCAAUGUUGAUAAGAGCAUUAUGUCGGAUGAGACAUGCGAGCUUGUCAACCAGACUACUAUGGAGCGUGUCUUACCUGAGCUUGUUGACAUCCAAAAGAACCUCGAGACGCAGCUACCCAUAUACAUGGUUCCUCAGACUUGGGCCGUGAUCAAGAAACUGCCAAUGCUUGUUUCCGGAAAGCUAGACAGAAAGCGGAUUACAAGCUGGAUCGAGAAUGUUGACGAGCGCACCUAUAGUCGUAUUAUGCAAGAUUACGACGACAUCAAGCGAGGAGAUGUUGAACCCGAAGAGGAGGAGGAAGAAGAAGAAGACCAGGGAGCUUUCAUGAGCGCUCUCCGUGACAUCUUCAGCCAGGUGCUCAACAUUUCUUCUCCCAAGGUCGAUCUCAACCGUUCCUUCGUCAGUCUAGGUGGAGAUAGUAUUACGGGAAUGGCCGUCGUUUCCAAGGCUCGUAAGCAAGGAAUUGAAGUGACAUUGCACAGCGUGCUUCAGAGCAAGUCUAUAACCGAGCUUGCUGCGAUGUCUGGCGCGAAGACAACCACCAUCCAACACAAGGAGAAGUCUGGUGAAUUAUUCGAUCUGUCUCCUAUUCAAAAGCUGUAUUUCGAUUCGGCCACUGCGUUCGAUGGUAAUGCCCGCUUCAACCAGAGCAUGACGGUUCGCGUUACCCAAAGGAUCAACCUUGAAAACCUGGAGCAAGCGAUAAAGGCAAUUAUCCAACGCCAUUCCAUGUUCAGGGCCCGAUUCAUCAAGUUUCAGGGCGGAAAGUGGCAACAAAAGGUUAAAGAUGAUAUUGACAGUUCUUACCGAUUCCGCAUUCAUGCGGUCAAUAAUCCGAACGCAGUGUUCCCUAUUAUUAGAGAAAGCCAGCAGAGCCUAGACAUUGAAAAUGGCCCAAUAUUUGCUGCCAAUCUGUUCGAGGUCCAAGACCAUCAGCAGAUCCUGUUCCUUGUGGCCAAUCAUCUGUGUGUUGACAUGGUAUCAUGGCGCAUUGUUCUGCAGGACAUAGAAGAGUUCCUCGAAUCUGGGUCUCUUUCUUCUGAAAAGCCCCUCUCAUUCCAAAGCUGGUGUGAAGUGCAAAUGAAGACCAGCAAGAUUGAGACUCGCAACAUUGAGCUUCCUUUCGAGAUUGAGACGCCCAAUCUCAGCUACUGGGGAAUGGAGAAUGCGCAAAACGUAUACGGCAAUGCCAAGAUGGAAUCUUUUACAUUGAGUGAAGAUGCCACUGCAUUUGUGCUGGAACGUGCUCAGCACAUCCUUCGCGCAGAGGCUAUUGAUGUUGUGCUUUCUACUGUUAUCCAUGCCUUCCGCCAAGUGUUUAUGGACCGAGAUAUCCCGACGAUUUACAAUGAAGGCCAUGGCCGUGAUGUGGAGGACUCCAGUGUCGACCUUUCGAGGACGGUCGGUUGGUUCACAACUAUCUGCCCCCUGCGCGUCAACAAGGGCUCAGACAUCAUCGAGACCUUGAAAUAUGUCAAGGAUACAAGACGCCAGGUUACCGCUGAUGGCCAAGCUUAUUUCGCGCAGAAUAUGCUUCACCAGACUGGCGCUACCAAGUUCCCUGUUCCGUUCGAGAUAAUCUUCAAUUACCUCGGUCAGCUUCAGCAGCUCGAGCGCGAUGACUCCCUGUUCCAGCUUUUCGGCAGCACAUUCGACAGUGAGAAACUCGAAGUGGCGGGAGAUAUGGGUCAGAGAACGCCUCGGUUUGCCCUUUUGGAAAUUUCAGCAAUCAUUGUCAAGGAAAAGCUUCAUGUCUCUUUCACCUACAACCGACAAAUGAAGCACGAAAGCCAGAUUAUGGAGUGGAUGACGGAGUGCAAGAGAAUUCUCGAAGAAGAUUUCCUCUAUUUCAAGGAUCGCGUCCCCGAGCCCACCCUCACCGAUUAUCCCUUGCUCAAUAUGACAUACGAUGGACUGCGAAGCUUCGUGAAAGACACCAUCCCGAGUGUCGGAAUGAGGAGCUGGGGUGAGGUCGAAGACGUCUACCCCUGUUCUCCGGUUCAAGAAGGCAUUCUGCUCAGUCAACUCCGUGACCCGCAGAAAUACAUGUUCCAUGUAGUCUUCGAGGUUCAUCCUUAUGACCAGAGGAACAACGUCGACCCGGCCCAGCUUCGAAAGGCAUGGAUGAAGGUGGUCAAUCGUCACCAGGUUCUGCGAACUUUGUUUGUUGACAGCAACUCCAAGGGUGGUUCUUUCGAUCAACUGGUCAUCAAAUCGGUUGGAGACGAGAUUGUCGAAUUGCAUUGUGAGGAUGAUGUUGCGUUCAAGACAAUUGAUAACAUCAGACUGCGCGACAUCAACGAAAAGAGAUCUUCGAAACUACCACAGCAGCUAACAAUCUGCCAAACAACCUCCGGCCGUGUCUUCAUGAAGCUCGAGAUGAACCAUGCUAUCAUUGAUGGUGGAUCCGUUGCUAUCGUCUUGAGAGAUCUGGCAUUGGCGUACAACAACAUUCUUGCCUCGGGAUCAGGACCACGUUUCAGCGAGUACAUCAGGUACGCACGAAAGCAAGACCAAAAAGAAGCGUUGACGUACUGGAUGAGAUAUCUGUCUGGAGUACAGCCUUGUCAUCUUUCGGUUUCUGCCGAGAAAAGAGAUGAUCGUCAACUAGGCUCUCUGUUGAUGGAUUUCAACCGCUUCCCUGAACUACAGCAAUUCUGCGAGAAGAACUCUAUCACUCUCGCCAACCUGACCAUGACUGCCUGGGCGAUCGUCCUCCGGAAAUUCACAAGAUCUAAUGACGUCUCGUUCGGAUAUCCAUCUGCUGGCCGCGAUUCACCGGUUCCUGGAAUCCAGGAUGCAGUUGGAAUUUUCAUCAACAUGUUGUGCUGCCGAGUCAAUUUUGCAGCCAACCAUACCCUUCUUGACGUCUCGAAGAUGGUCCAGGAAAAUCAUAUCAAGAGCAUCCCGCAUCAGAACUGCUCUCUUGCGAAAAUCCAGCAUCAACUUGAUCGUCAAGGUCAAGCGCUUUUCAACACGACUAUUUCUAUUCAGAAUCACUCUGAUUCCAAGGUUAUCAAAAAGGAUAUGAUCUCUUUUGACACUCAAUAUGCGUUCGAUCCAACUGAGUACCCUGUGACAGUGAACGUUGAGACUGCCAGGGGUCACGAGGGUAUCUUACUCAGAUUCUGGACAGACGCUGUGUCCGAAAAUGAAGCGAAGGACCUGGCCGAUUCCAUCGCUCAAGUGUUCACCUGUUUCGUUGAGGAUCCAUCCCGCCUGGUCUCUGAGCUGACUCUCGCCGGUGAGCCAUUGCAAAUUCAUGAUCAACCUCCGAAGGGUGCUGCUCUCUCGGACUUACGAUUACUUGAUCAUGAUUACCUCCAGAAAUUGAUUGAUCAGCGGGUAAACGAGGCCAUUAGCCAGAUGAUCAAGACAGGGAAGCUUGUUCUCGCGCAACCUGACGGUCAGGAUAAGAACCAGUUCGACGAGUAUCAGCUCAAGGGCUUGGAAUCCCCUUUCCAAGCAGAUGAGUCCCGCAAUAUGACUCUCUCAGACUCCGUGCCGACUCUAAUGGGCGACAAGGAGACAAGCGAGCUUGAGGAUCGUCUUCGCAAGCUCUGGAACACAGCCCUUGGGCGGUCCGAAACCGCCAUCAAGCACCAGGACAGCUUUUUCAAGCUUGGUGGCGAUAGUAUAACAGCUAUGAAGAUGGUCGGAGUUGCCCGCGAGGAGGGAUUGGUUUUGACUGUGGCCGAUGUCUUCAACAACCCCGUCUUUGGAGACAUGCUGGCAAUUGUCAGCGCGAGAGACAGUCCGGCAUCUUCAAGCUCUAGCACACCCCCUAUGACGCCUGAAAACGAGAAGGCCAUUGAGACUCCGUUCAUUCUCUCUCGACCUGACACGCCAAACGAGCUCACGGUUCUGAGAUCGUCAGAAGUUGAUUCGUCUUCCCUUCGAGCAGGGAUCAGCCCCAAGAUUGGAGUCUUCCGAGGAGGUAUCGCAGACGUUCUGCCGGUGACAGACUUCCAGGCUCUAUCCUUGACUGCCAGUCUAUUCAAAUCAAGGUGGAUGCUUAAUUACUUCUUCCUUGAUGGCCAAGGUCCACUGGAUAUCCGAAGACUCAGAGAAAGCUUCCUGCGUGUUGUCGAUGCGUUCGAUAUACUCCGCACGGUCUUCGUGUGUUUCCAUGGCCAGUUCUUCCAGGUCAUCUUGCGCAAGGUCCGACCGGAAAUAUUUGUAUGCGAAACCGACAAGAGCUUGGAUGAUUAUACCGAAUCCCUGCAGCAGCAGGACCGCGCCCAGAUUCCGCGUCAAGGGGAGCAGUAUGUGCAGUUCUACAUUGUGAAGAAGAAGAUAAGUGACCAGCACCGCAUUUUGAUUCGCAUGCACCAUGCCCAAUUCGAUGGUGUAUGUCUUCCGAGAAUCAUGUCUGCCAUCAAGAUGGGUUACGAAGGUAGCCCGAUCCCUCCCUGCCCAUCCUACUCGAACUACAUGCGGGUUCUUCCUGCGUCGAUCACUCCAGAACAUUAUCAACAUUGGAAGACCCUUCUCAAGGGAUCGCAAAUGACGGAGGUCAUCCGACGUGAAGUUCCCAACAACUUCCAGCAUAUCGGCGGCUUCACUGAGCAGAAGAAAACGAUUCACUUCCCACCAACAGUCCUUGAGAAUGUCACCAUCGCAACUGUCAUGCAAUCCGCAUGGGCCAUGACAUUGGCCAAGCUCUCCGCCCAUGCAGACGUCGUUUUCGGUCUUACCAUCAGCGGCCGAAAUGCCACCAUCCCGGGCAUUGAAGCCACGGUCGGACCUUGUCUCAACAUGAUCCCCGUCCGAGUCAAGUUUGGCGAGCACUGGACUGGCCUGGACCUUUUCCGCUACCUCCAGGACCAGCAGGUCGCCAACAUGCCCUACGAGUCCCUGGGCUUCAGGGAAAUCAUCCGGCAUUGCACCGACUGGUCUGACUCCACCUAUUUCACGACCUCUGUCUUCCACCAGAACGUCGAAUACGAGGGCCAGAUGCAGCUGGACGACAACAACUACCGAAUGGGCGGCGUCGGCGUCAUUGACAACUUCACUGACCUUACUUGCUUCUCCAAAGGCUUCCCCAACGAGCAAAAGCUCGACAUUGCCCUCGGGUACUCUGUCAAGGGUCCCAUUCAAGCCCCCUUCGCCACUCAAGUCCUUGACAUGGUCUGCGAGACAGUGCAAAGUCUCAUCGCCAACCCUAACAUUCCUCUUCCUUCCCCUUCCACUCUCCGCUCCCUCUCCUGCCAAGUCGUCAAAGAUCUGCCUCGUCCCUCCGACGAACUCUUCCUUUCCUCCCACCUCAACACCCGCAGCAUCUCCGAGAUCCUCGUGCAUUCAGACCUCCUCACUCAGACAUGGCAACAGGUCCUCUCUUCCAACAGCAACAACGUGCCUCGAACCGGACGUGCAGAGAGAGACCAGAACCCCUACCAGCUCAACUCCUCCUUCUUCGACCUCGGCGGCGACAUCCUCAGCAUGGCGCAGGUCGUCUGGCUGCUCGAGCAAGAGGGUCACCAGGUCCGACUGGAGGAUCUCCUCGAGCAUCCGACUUUCCUCGGCCAAUUGGCUGUUCUGGCUCUUCACAAGGCCAACGCAGCCGGACAAGAUCAAGAUGCUCCGAGGAAUGACAGCAACAACAGUACCACCGCUUCGUCGACUGAGCUUAUCACGUCUUCGCCUCCUCCUGGCACAGUCUCUGAAACCGACUCCUCUAAGGCGUUGGCGAAGAAGGGGUCUUGGAAUCCUCUCGUCAGGGCUUUCACUUUGGCUCGGAGAUUCACGAGAUGGGGUUCGGGGUCUGCGUCGUCGAGGAAUUAA
This is a messenger RNA of Aspergillus melleus, 19264 nucleotides long. RefSeq names its product nonribosomal peptide synthase Pes1 (gene nrps1). Gene Ontology annotation, molecular function: catalytic activity; phosphopantetheine binding. The record is from RefSeq and is a predicted model, not a curated record. The transcript has 9 exons. The coding region runs from base 518 to 19264 and encodes 6248 amino acids. Lineage: Eukaryota; Fungi; Ascomycota; Eurotiomycetes; Eurotiales; Aspergillaceae.